GUUUCGGUUCAACCGUAGCGUUUGGUUUCCCAGCCACAGCGAUAUGGUGCCUCCAGGGAAAAAGCCAGCCGGGGAAACUUCCAAUUCCAAUAAAAAGUGUAAGCGCUAUUUCAAUGAGCACUGGAAGGAAGAAUUUACCUGGCUGGAGUUUGACUAUGAGAGGAAACUCAUGUUUUGCAUAGAGUGUCGUCAGGCGCUGGUGAAGAACAAGCACGGUAAAGCCGAGAAUGCCUUUACUGUGGGCACAGACAACUUCCAGCGCCACGCGCUGCUGCGGCACGUCACCUCCGGCGCCCAUCGCCAGGCGCUGGCGGUGAACAGAGAGCAGAUGGCCUUCGAGACACGAGUCCGUGGCCACCCGGAGCUGCGCUCGCUCAUCAAGGUGGAGGUGAACCCGGCGAAGGUGGCCGUCCUCACCACCGUCUACUGGAUGGCCAAGGAGGAGAUCCCAGAUGACAAGUGUUCCUCCCUGCUCGACUUCCAGAAGUUCAACCUGUGCCAGGCGCUGCUGGCCUCUGAGCACAGCGAGUACUACCAUCCUGGCAGCAUCAGGGAGAUGCAGGCAGCGAUCGCCAAAGUCCUGCACAACGAGGACAGGCACAGGAUAAAAGCCUCGCCGUUUGUCGGGCUGGUGGUGGACGAGACGGUGGACAUCCUGCAGCACCGCAGCCUGGCCAUGUUCACCACCACCAUCUCCCCCUGCAAUGGGCAGACCUCUGCCACCUUCCUGGGGAGCUUCGAGCUGCCCGCCGGCGAGGCCUCCACGGUGGCGGGCAAGGUGGGCGAGGUGAUGCGCUCCUUCGGCAUCCCCACCAUGAAGAUGACGUGGCUCAGCGCCGACAGUGCCUCGCUGAUGGCCGAGCGGCUGAGCGGGGUGGGCACCGCGCUGAGCUCCGUCUGCCCGCUCCUCAUGGAGAUGCACUGCCUGUCCCACGGCAGCUCCCUGCUGUCGGCCGACAGCGUCGUCAGCAUCGAGUACCUCCAGAAAUAUGAGACCACGGUGGACGCCGUGUACAGGCUCUACUCCAGCUUCAGGGGGGGAAGCAGUGGCUUGCAGGAGCUGCAGAGCGUCCUGGACCUCUGUGGGAUAGACCUCAGGAGCCCCAAAGCCAUCCACUGGACUUCUGUUUUCCCAGCUGUGGAAGCCAUCGAUUCCUCGUGGCCCACGCUGGUGCUGCUGCUGGAGAGCGAGGCGGAGCGGUCGCCCGUGGCCCACGGGCUCUGCCAAGAGCUCAAGAAGUUCCAGUUUGUGGCCUUCACCAAGAUCCUCCUGGAUGUCCUCCCCAUCUUCCAGAAACUCAGCCGCCUCUUCCAGAUUGAGGACUUUGACCUCUCCAUCCUGAAGCCCAUCGUCUCCGCCACCGCUACCACCCUGCAGGCCCAGAAGAGUGCCAGCGGCCAGAACCUCCAGGAGUUCCUCAACGAGAUGAACGAGCACCCGCGGGAUGACCGGGAGGGCGAGAGCCGCCUUUACUACAAGGGUGUCGAGCUGGCCAACUGCUCCAAAGUGCACCUGAAGCAUUUUGAGUGCCUGAAGGAGCGCUACCUGGAGAGUGUGAGGGUCAACCUGCUGGACAGGUUUCCCAGCAGCAUCCUGGAGGCCAUCAGCUCCUUCUCGGUCAUCUUCAACCCCAAGUGCUACCCUCAGUCUUUGGAGGACCUUGGCAGCUAUGGGGUCAGCGAGCUGAAUUUCCUCCUGCAGGCUUACUCCCGGGUGGUGGUGAGCGAGAGGGCCCUGAGCGAUUUCCCCCUCUUCAAGAGGAUUGUCUUCAGCCUCAGCCAGCUCUCCUUCAAGGACCUCUGCAUCAAGCUGGUCUACAGCAACUCCGAGAUGCAUGAGCUCUUCCCGGACUUUGCCGUCCUCGCAGCCAUCGCCUUGGCCUUGCCACUGGGCUCGGUACUCACCGAGAAGAUCAGCCGUGGCCGGGAGCUGCUGAAGCGCGGCCGGUCGCGGCACACCAAGGGCGAGGGGUUCUCCGACCUCAUGAAGAUCGCCAUCGACGGGCCGGCCAUCAACGAGUUUGACUUUGCGUUGGCCAUUGAGUACUACGAGAGCAUGAGGGAGUCUGGCUUCAUCGUGGCGCAGGUGAAGUGAGAGGUGGCUGGUGAAGGCUGCGGGCAGCCCCCAGGUCAUGCCACCUUUCCCCAUCGCUGGUCACUGCCAGGGCCAGGCGGCCAGCGGUGGCUGGUGACCUGCUCCAUUGCUGGGAAGAGAAAACGGGAUCCUUCACCAUGCUGAUCCCACAGCCACCCUUCCCUCACCCCCA
Molecule: messenger RNA, 2267 nt
Organism: Colius striatus (speckled mousebird)
Lineage: Eukaryota; Metazoa; Chordata; Aves; Coliiformes; Coliidae
Gene: CZH17orf113
Product: chromosome Z C17orf113 homolog
Exons: 2
Coding region: 44-2095 (683 amino acids)
Source: RefSeq, a predicted model, not a curated record